Culicoides brevitarsis is the source of this 1533-nucleotide messenger RNA. RefSeq names its product U4/U6.U5 small nuclear ribonucleoprotein 27 kDa protein (gene ytr). Bases 122 to 604 code for a protein of 160 amino acids. Gene Ontology annotation, biological process: RNA splicing. The transcript has 4 exons. NCBI's taxonomy places the organism in Eukaryota, Metazoa, Arthropoda, Insecta, Diptera, Ceratopogonidae. Gene Ontology annotation, cellular component: precatalytic spliceosome. The record is from RefSeq and is a predicted model, not a curated record.
AAAAUUUUGAGAAACUUCACUAUUGAGGACGACUCGCGAAAAGGGAAGGAUAUUUUCCUUUUUUCGUUUCAUAAUUUGCGAUUUUUAGGAUAUGUGAAACAAAUAAAAAGGAACAUACAAAAUGGGUCGCUCACCAUCACCGGCUCGUCGACGGCCAAAGGAUAAACACCGUGAUCGCUUAAAACACAGAAAACGCAGCAGAAGUCGAGACAAAAGCCGCAGUCCCGUGGAUCGACGCCGAAAAGAACGUCGAUACUCCAGAUCGCCCGUCGAAAGAAGUCGUAGAACUACUAGAUCCCGUUCAAGGUCGUACGAGAGAGACACACGAAAAAGAUCGCCAGGACCAUCGUCGUCGUCGUCAUCACACAAAUUGUCGUCAAAAUCAUCGCGAGCCACAUCAUCGAAGAACGACUUUGAAGGUGCCCAAUCGGUGGACGAGCAAGAAAUGGCGAAACUCAUGGGAUUCAGUGGAUUCUCGUCGACGAAAGGUAAAAAAGUCGAGGGAAAUGAUGUCGGCGAGGUUCACGUGAUCCUCAAACGGAAGUACAGACAGUACAUGAAUCGGAAAGGCGGCUUUAAUCGACCACUCGAUUUUGUUGCCUAGCACAUCGUUCGUCAUUCGUCGUCGUCGUCGCAUCCAUCAAUCAUUCACACACACAAACAUCCUUUUCUUUUCUCUUUCUUAACUUAUCCGAACUUAAUUCAUUAGUUUACUCGUAUUAGUUGUUAGUAUUCAUAGCCUCAAGUGAAAAACUAUGCUAUGGGUAUAUUUUUCCGCUAUAUAUUUCUCCACAAAUCAACAAUAGUCCAAUUAACCAAUCUACAGGUUUUAAAUAGUUAUUAUUCAUAUACACACACACACACAAACACACUACAAACCAUAAAAUGCAAUAGUUGAAGUGAAAUGCAGCAGAUCUCGCAGAUUUUAUUAAUAUUAGUAGACUUAAAAAAUCCCCUAGUUCCCUGUCUCCCAUUGAAAAUCAAAAAAUGCAACACAAAAAAACUUGCGAACGUUAAGAAUCGCGAAACCCGUUUUUCUCGCAUCUCCUUCGUCUUCUAUCACACAAGUCCCCCGUGUUAAUGUUUCAAAAUGCAUCAUGUUUGCCUUAUAUUAGUAUGAGAUGAAGCGCACAUAUACAGCAAGUACCUGCCCUGUAAUGACAAACUGUUAAAAAGUUUUUUAAAAGAUUUCUCGCUGCACUCACUUCAUUCAAAAAUAAACUAGGAUAAAUACAAAAUAUUUGGAUAUUUACAAACAAUAAAGUACAAUAGUUAUUUUUUACCUCACAAAAUAUAUAUAAAGAGAAUAUACCUCAGCAAGCCGAUUUAUAGUAAUAAUAAUUAUUAUUAUUAGUUUUAAGAUUGUAUUUAAAAAGAUAAAUUUUUUAAAACUUUCAUUAGGCAUUCUCUUUCUGAUACACAUAAAAAUACACUAUAUAUCUUUAGGUCAUUUUUCAUUCAUUAUAAAAUAAAUUUGCAAAAAAAAACAUUUCAAAUCAUAAAUGUAUAAAAAAUUUUAAUAAUGAAUAAAAA